Molecule: messenger RNA, 519 nt
Organism: Effrenium voratum
Lineage: Eukaryota; Dinophyceae; Suessiales; Symbiodiniaceae
Source: the annotation of a GenBank genome assembly
AUGGCCAUGAGGCUCUUGUUGGCUUUCGUUGCUUUCGCAGCGGUGAGGUCUGAGAAGGUGGACACGGCUCUGGAGACGGACGAUGCGUGCGCGGCAGAUGGUGACUGCAGCCUGGAGCUGAACCAGCUACGCGGAGUGAAGCUGCACGACGCGGAGGCUGCUGAGGACAUGGUCGAUGAAGAGGAGAUUGUGACAGAGGGCGAGGAGGGCGGUGCCUGCACGAACUCGAAAGACCUGGGCGUUUGGAAGCAUGGAGGCAGGAAGGGCUUCGAUGGGGCCCUGAACCAAUGCGGGCGCUCCUGCGCAGCAGGCUUUCCAUGCACCAAGGACUGCAUGAGCAAGAAGGGCUACUCUGCAGGCUGUGCUUCCUGCAUGGCUCACUUGGUGGAGUGCUCUCGCGACAAAUGCCUCAACCAAUGCAUCAGCAAUGACAAGAGUUCCGCCUGCACCGGCUGUGUGAAGAAAUCUUGCCGUCCCAGCAUGAAGCAAUGCAGCGGCCUGAACGCUGGCGGCCACUGA